This is a messenger RNA of Oncorhynchus mykiss (rainbow trout), 5395 nucleotides long. Lineage: Eukaryota; Metazoa; Chordata; Actinopteri; Salmoniformes; Salmonidae. The record is from RefSeq and is a predicted model, not a curated record.
UGUGGGAGGGCUGCAGGGUACUGGGUAGGGUAGGAGGACAGGCCACAAGUGAUGCCUGGUAUUUCUUCCACUGCCCCCAUGCUUAAGGCUGCAUUUCUGUCCGUGGUCCAUCUGGUAGUCUCCAACAUUACAAACAGCUGCUCCUGCUCAUCAGCCUGAGGUCUGUGCCCUCAUCUACUCCGUCCGUCCUCAAAGUCUGCAUCACCAGUCCCUCUACCCUGAUCUCUGCCAAGGAAUGAAAAAAGGGGAAAGAUAGGGAAAUAGUCAUUAUAGUUGAUGAAAACGUUUAAGUUUUCUUUCAAGUUGAAAGAGUUUGUUUUAUUCUGAUCAAUUGACAGAUAGUGGAUUUGAUCCCUCAACACAUCAAGCCAACUGGUGAGAGACUCAAUUUUCUGCCCCAGUGGAGAGAGAUAAACAGCUUUCUGUCUGGACUCUAGACGAGAGACUCGACAUUGGGGGACAAACCCAGUCAUCUUUAGCCAGGACACUGAAAGAGACUAAGUUUGCUGCUUUACCUUGAGAGACACAACCUUCUGUGUCAAGACAAGACGAGCAGUUUUCUGUCUAAACAGAGACACACAGCCUAGAAAGAGAGACCAAUACCUCUGGAUUUCACCCUCUCAGGGACAGUUUUUUGCCUUAAUACAGAAACGGAGAUUACGACUGUUCUACUACAAUAUUCCUUACCCCUAAUAUUGCGAGUCCUUCACUUUUCUUCCCUGUCACCUGAACACUGAGAAAACCUUUCUGCAUUAUCAUUUUUAACAGAAAAGGCACCAGCCGGGUCUAAGCAGCUGCAUCUCAGGCCGUUCCAGAGGUGUGUGUGGUGUGUGACGGGUGAUGGCCGACUGGAGUCUACUGGGAAACUUCUUGGAAGAGGUGCAGGAACACUCCACGUCUGUGGGCAAGGUGUGGCUCACCAUCCUCUUCAUCUUCCGUAUUCUGGUCUUGGGCACGGCCGCCGAGUCGUCGUGGGGCGACGAGCAGGAGGACUUCACCUGCGACACGGAGCAGCCCGGCUGCGAGAACGUUUGUUACGACACGGCCUUCCCCAUCGCCCACAUCCGCUACUGGGUGCUGCAGAUUGUCUUCGUGUCCACGCCGUCGCUCAUCUACAUGGGCCACGCCAUGCACACGGUGCGCAUGGAGGAGAAACGCCGGCGCAAGGAGCAGGAGGACCAGGGGGGAGGUGACGGGGAGGAAGGAGGGGAAGGAGGAGAGGAGAAGCAUUAUCUGGAGCACGGGGAAGACAAGGGGGGAGAGUGCGGGAAGGAGGGCAGCGGCAUAGGGAGGGUGCGUCUGCGCGGGGCGCUGCUGCAGACUUACGUGUUGAGCAUCCUGAUCCGGACGCUAAUGGAGGUGGUCUUCAUCGUGGUGCAGUACAUCCUCUACGGCGUCUUCCUCAACGCCCUGUACGUGUGCCACAGUCGGCCCUGUCCCCACCCGGUUAACUGUUACGUCUCGCGGCCCACGGAGAAGAAUGUGUUCAUCGUGUUCAUGCUGGCCGUGUCGGGCGUGUCGCUGUUUCUCAGCGCCGUGGAGCUCUACCACCUGGCCUUUAAGCAGUGUCAGAGGUUUCUGAGGAGUAAACGACAACAGCAACAACAGCAACAUCAACUGCUACAAGGACGCACGCCCUCAAGUGCUACGGUCAUAGCCGCUGAACCGGACAGCCCACCCCGUCCGUCCAUGCCUUGCACCCCGCCCCCAGACUUCAGCCAGUGUGUGAGCUCUUCCCCUCACACACACCCCAUGCACACCCAAUCCCACCCCCAUCCUAGCUGCCCUCCCUUCAACAACCGGCUGGCCCACCAGCAGAACUCAGCCAACAUGGCCACUGAGCGCCACCGUGUUGUCCACGAUGACCUGGUGAAGGAAGACUUCCUGCACAUGACCUAUGAGGGGCACGCCGACACGCCCAACGCCUGCACCCCGCCCCCUUCGCUGCUCCAAAACGGCUUCCAAAAUGGCUACCUGAAAGACAAGAGGCGUCUGAGCAAGACCAGCGGCUCCAGUAGCCGUGUGCGACCCGAUGACUUGGCUGUGUAGCCCCAAUUCCCAACACACACACUGUUCCUGGAAUGUUUCAAACACACACACACACACACACACACACAGAAGACUGGGAUGACUAUGGCUCGUCUGUUGUCGGGGACUAAUUUGAGCACUGCAUGGCACAAGUCAACAAAGUUACAAAGUAUCACAAGUCAUGAAACAGAAUUCUCGAGCUAAUCAGAAGUUCUGAAAUAUGGAUGCUUGAGGAACAAUUGACAUACACAUUGGCACUUAGAUAUCAUUAGUAUGGGUCUCAGUCAUGGUUUUGAGACAUGGAUCCACGGGCACGACACAGCUGUAGAGGGGUUAGUGCCUUCAUAUUUAGCCCUCAGGACUAAUCCCUAAUGUGACUGUCUGAGACAUCUGUCUGGAUGCGUCCUAAAUGGCACCCUAUUGCCUAUAUAGCGGCAGGUAGCCUAGUGGUUAGAGUGUUGGGCCAGUAACCAAAAGAUGGAAUCCCCGAGUUGACAAGGUAAAAAUCUGUCAUUCUGCCCCUGAGCAAGGUACUGUUCCCUGAAGACGUGGAUAUUGAUUAUGGCAGCCCCUCACACCUCUCUGAUUCAGAGGGGAUGGGUUAAAGGUGGAAGACACAUUUCAGUUGAAUGCAUUCAGCUGACUAGGUGUCCCCUUUACUUUUAACCAGGGCACAUAUAGCUUUGGUCAAAAGUAGUGCACUAUAUAGGAGAAUAAGGUGCCAUUUGUGACAGAGACAUUGACUGCUGUCUCUGAGUCUCUCCCUGAGAGACAGUGGGGCCUUGUGCCAAACCUGAGAAUGAGUGUGUCACUGCCACACUAUCAGCUCUGUGACACUGACUGGCUGCUGGGGACAGCUAAGUGCGACAGAUGACAGCCAGUCUGUUGCUCAGAGAGAGAGAGAUAUGUGAAGGACGGCUGCCUGUCAGUGACCCACAAACGCACGCUUAGACAAAUGCUCUACACGUGUAGGCUUGCGCUCUCUCACGCACGCACACAUACACAUACAAUACAUUUACAGAGGCACGCAGACACUUUCAUUGGCAUACAAUACAAACGUGCAGACACACCAUGGGAAUCCUGAUGUUGUAAUCACCUCCCAAAACCACUUCCCAAAACCAUUGUUACUAACUUUGCAAUUGAAAACACUGGUAAUCAAACAACUUCUAGAACAGCUAAGUGUGUCAGAUGCUUUUUCGCCCUUAUACACAGAGAUAUCUGCUAAACUUUGAAUCACAGUGUGAUAGUGUCUCUGUGACAUCGAUAACUUCAGAACAAAGUUGACUACAAAUACAAAGAUGCCAAUGUGUUUGCAAUUGAUACAAACAAGGGAUGUAGAAAAAUAUGCUUCAAAUGAAAAAUGCAGUCAAGAUGACUGCAUUAAAAUAUAAAGAGUAGGCUAUAAGGCCUAUAUCAAUAAUAUGUUAUAAAAUGUUCAAAUAAUUGAGUUACAUUUUGCUCCUGGGCGCAACUUUGGUUUUAGAAACGGGGGGGGGGGGGGGCAUAAUAAAAAAAUUAAAAUAAAUUAUCCUAUCGGAUAAACACUCCAAACAGCCUACCCAGCAGCUCGGAGGUGUCCGCAUGGUCCUAAAGCACACCCCUGCAUCAUUUUGAAUCAUAUUCCAAAUGCAAUUCCAGAAUGUCCCCCCAUCGCCAGUGAAAGUUGCACCCCUGAUUUUGCUACUUGUAGGCUACUGUCAGUAUUUGUCUCAACAUAUUCACACAUACGCAAUGAUGUGUCAAAUCGGUGAUUUAGUGCAUUUUCAUUGGGUAAGCAUUAUUCAUAAUAAGCUGCCUUAAUAUUUGCAGCAGUAGGUGGGAAUAUCUCUCCAGGAGCUGAUCCGUUUUCAGUAUUGUGAAAUAAUUAUAACGUUAAGGAAAUAUUUGAACGGAGAAAGCUGAUCCGAGAGCAGCGCUCCCUUUCUUUCGAGCCUAUCAGGAGCUACACAAUGCUCCAACGAUGUACUUUGCGACCGUUCUCUCUGCGUGGUGUUUUGACAGAAGCAUGAUACAUACAUCGCUAUCGGAAAACCGGGCGGAGACCUUGAACGUGAUCUUGCCAAACAAGUGUAUGUCUAUUGUCAAGGAAAGACCGCUUUAAUUUAUCACUGUCAGCUCGUGAGUUAGGAGACUGUGAAAGUAAUAGGACCUAUCUUUUUUACCUGGCAAAGUAUGUGGUCGAAAACUGAAAACGUUUUGCACUGGUUUACCGAAUCUGUGUGUGUAGUGUUUUACAACAUCUCAGAUUUAUGUUUUGAAAUGUUUAACUAAAUCUAACUGCUAAUUCACAAAAAAAAAACGUUGUCUAGCUCAUUUUCAAUGCAUCUUUGUUUAACGUGAAUGAUUGUAUUGGGGUGGUGUCAUUGCAAUCACAUUUUUGUAAACUUCGCACUUUAGCAAAAAACAAUGAAAAUAUGUAUCGUUAGUGUUCCAAAUGUUUUCAUGUUUAUUUUAUAUGUAAAAGUAGAUAUUGUCUGCCAUUAAAAACACAUUUACCCGUGACACAUGAUAGGAAUUUGCAAGCUAUGUCUUAUCUACUAAUAUUUUAAGUAGAGCGAUUCUAUUUUACACACUGAUGACAACGUUCACUGUUCUACCUGCACUAUAUUGUAUAUUGACUGUGUACGGUAAAGACCACUGAUCCUCUUCGUACUAAUUGUGACAAAAUGUAAAACAAGCACAAACUCAAUAUAUACACCCCAUAUGUAUCAUGCACUGUAUUUGACUGAUAUAUUCUAACCUAUGAACACACUUCAGAUGUAUUUGGUUUGAUUGGGAUUUUAUUUUACUGGCUUCUUAUCGAGCAACAGGGUCAAUCAUUUGUUGAGUUUCAGUAUCAAUUUCCAUUUGUCCUUAUCUUCUAUAACCCCUCUUUAUAGCCAUAUUUAAUCUGUGUAUAAAACAAGAGGCAUGAACGCCAGACUUUCACAGCUGCAGGACAAAUUUACCAUCGCUAAAAUUAGCCGAGGACAAAGUCCUCUUGACCAGGCUGCUCUCUGGAAUGCUGGGUAAUUAUAGUGUCUUGGUGGACAUUCGGAGCCAGAGAACCUUGAGAAAUGAUUCCCAGCGUUAAAGUUUUGAUAAUAGGCAGGCUAGGGAAUUAUUCCCAAACGUUUCCCAGGGCACGGCCUGGACGGGAGCCAAUGAAAAUUCCAUGGGGGGGUUGGUUAGCCUAGUGGUUAGAGUGUUGGACUAGUAACCGAAAGGUUGCAAGUUCAAAUCCCCGAGCUGACAAGGUACAAAUCUAUCGUUCUGCCCCUGAACAGGCAGUUAACACACUGUUCCUAGGCCGUCAUUGAAAAUAAGAAUGUGUUCUUAACUGACUUGCCUAGUUAAAUAAGGGUAAUAAUAAAAAACAUACAAUGAG